This is a messenger RNA of Aspergillus saccharolyticus JOP 1030-1, 3029 nucleotides long. RefSeq names its product putative transcription factor (Snd1/p100). NCBI's taxonomy places the organism in Eukaryota, Fungi, Ascomycota, Eurotiomycetes, Eurotiales, Aspergillaceae. Gene Ontology annotation, biological process: regulatory ncRNA-mediated gene silencing; mRNA catabolic process. The record is from RefSeq and is a predicted model, not a curated record. The transcript has 2 exons. Gene Ontology annotation, molecular function: RNA binding; nuclease activity. Gene Ontology annotation, cellular component: nucleus; RISC complex; cytosol. Bases 174 to 2825 code for a protein of 883 amino acids.
CGCACUCCUCCUUCUCUCCGCCUCUCCUGAUUCCUCCAUCCCUCCACUUUUCUCCAAUUUCUUUUGUGCCUGAUUCGAUUGCUUUACCCUUCAACUUAUCAAAUUGACUGGGUGAAGAUUUUGAAUCCCUUUUUCUUCCUCCCCUUUUGCCCAUUGCACCAGCUCUCGCCAGGAUGCCUUUGGAAGCUCGUGUGAAAUCUGUCCUAUCCGGCGACACGGUGGUGCUGUCGCAUAUCACCAAUCCCGGCCAGGAACGCAUUCUUAGUUUGGCAUAUGUCUCAGCGCCCAGAUUGCGCAGAGAAGGCGAUGAGCCAUACGCAUUUCACUCCCGCGAAUUUCUCCGUGAACUCCUCGUCGGCAAAGUAGUGCAAUUCCAAGUCCUGUACACCAUCCCCACCGGCGCCAAGCGUGACUACGGCACGAUCAAGCUCCCCACUUUCGAGGUCUCCGUCCCUGACAUCAGCGUUCAAGAAGGUUGGGCGCGUGUUCGCGAGGAAGCCGGUAAGCGCAGCGACGAGUCUGAGGAAACCCUUGCCUACCUCGAGCGCCUGCGUGCUCUGGAAGACCAUGCCAGAUCUGAAGGCAAGGGAACCUGGGCUGGCUCGGACAAGGGCCAGACUGAAACGAGCUAUGAGCUGUCAGAUGCUAAGGCCCUGGUCGAUGAAUGGAAGGACAAGCACCUUGAGGGUAUCGUCGAGAGAGUUUUGAACGGCGACCGCUUGGUUUUGCGUCUGCUGCUUUCGCCGGAGGAACAUUUGCAGGUCGUUGCGGCGAUGGCAGGUGUCCGGGCGCCCGCGGCCAAGCGGGUAACUGCUGAUGGCAAGGAGCAGGCAGCCGAGCCGUACGGAGACGAGGCGUUCCAAUUUGUGGAAUCACGUAUCCUGCAACGCAAGGUUCAGGUGUCUCUGCUUGGUGUUACCCCCCAGGGUCAAUUAAUUGCCAGUGUUCUCCACCCCAAUGGUAACGUCGCCAAGUUUCUGCUCGAAGCUGGCCUGGCCCGCUGCCAUGACCACCACUCCGCCCUGCUCGGUACCGAGAUGGCAGCUUUCCGCCGCGCCGAGAAAGCUGCCAAGGAUGCCAGAGUUGGCUUGUUCACCGGUCUCGUGGCAUCCAAGGGUCCUGCAGGCGGGGCUGCGGAGGACUACACUGUUAGCCGUGUGUUGAAUGCCGAUACCCUGUUCAUCCGGAACAAGGCUGGACAGGAGAAGAAGAUCAGCUUGAGCAGUGUCAGACAGCCAAAGCCCUCCGAUCCCAAGCAAGCUCCCUUCGCUGCUGAUGCCAAGGAGUUCGUUCGCAAGAGGCUCAUUGGCAAGCACGUCAAGGUCACCGUCAACGGCAAGAAGCCCGCAACAGAGGGCUAUGAGGAACGAGACGUCGCCACUGUUGUCCAAGGCAACACUAACAUCGCUCUUGCGUUGGUUGAGGCGGGUUACGCUUCUGUAAUCCGUCACCGCCAGGACGACGAUGACCGUUCGCCUGAGUAUGACAGCCUGAUGCUCGCUGAAGCGGAGGCCCAGGCAGAGGGUAAGGGUAUGUGGUCGCCCAAGCCACCCAAGGCCAAGCAGUACCAGGAUUACUCCGAGAGUCUUCAGAAGGCCAAGAUGGAAGUUUCGAUCCUUCAGAGACAGAAGCGGGUGCCAGCCAUUGUUGACUUCGUCAAGUCCGGCUCACGCUUCACGGUGCUGGUACCUCGCGAGAACGCCAAGCUGACCCUUGUUCUUUCGGGAAUCCGUGCUCCCCGUUCUCCCCGUAAUCCCACUGAAGCUGGCGAGCCCUUCGGUCAGGAGGCGCAUGAUCUGGCCAAUAGGCGCUGCUUGCAACGCGAUGUCGAGAUCGACGUGGAGACCAUUGACAAGGUUGGUGGAUUCAUCGGUACUCUGUACGUGAACAAGGAGAACUUCACCAAGAUCCUGCUUGAGGAGGGUUUCGCUACUGUUCACGCCUACUCCGCAGAGCAGUCCGGCCACGCCACCGAAUACUUUGCUGCGGAGCAGAGGGCCAAGGAGGCUCGCAAGGGACUCUGGCACGAUUGGGAUCCUAGCAAGGAUGUCGAGGAGGAGGAGGAAGCGGUCAACAACAGCACCGGCGCUGAAACCGAGGACGUUCAACGCCGCAAGGACUACCGUGACGUGAUGGUCACCUAUGUUGACCCCACCACUGGUCGCCUUAAGCUUCAGCAGAUCGGUACCGGUACUUCGGCCCUCACCGAGUUGAUGAGUGCAUUCCGUUCUUUCCACAUCAACAAGGCCAAUGACACUCCAUUGCCCGGACCUCCCAAGGCGGGUGACUUCGUCGCUGCCAAGUUUAGCGAAGAUGGUGAAUGGUACCGUGCUAAGGUGCGUCGCAACGACCGCGAGAAGCAGCAGGCGGAGGUCCUAUACAUCGACUUUGGUAAUUCAGAGGUUCUUCCCUGGUCCCGCCUGCGACCCCUGAGUCAGCCUCAGUUCUCCGUUCAGAAGCUUCGCCCGCAGGCUGUUGAAGCCGUCCUCUCUCUGGUCCAGUUCCCCGGUUCUGAGGACUACCUGCAGGAUACUGUGAGCUUCAUCGAGGAACAAGCCUACAACCGUGAGCUUGUGGCCAACGUGGACUACGUCUCUCCCGAAGGCACCCUGCAUGUCACUCUUCUGGACCCCAGCGAGUCUAAGAAUCUGGAUCAUAGUAUCAACGCCGAUAUUGUCCGGGAGGGUUUGGCCAUGGUUCCGCGCAAGUUGAAGGCCUGGGAACGCGCUGCCGCCGACACCUUAGCGCACCUUCGUGUCAUGGAAGAGGAGGCCAAGCAGGAACGGCGCGGCAUGUGGGAGUACGGUGACCUGACUGAGGACUAAGCUCGCGGGACUUUCUUCGAUUGGAUUGACUGUACAAAUAUCGCGCAGCUGAUGCUUUUUACGUUUGAUUCCCACAGGCGAUGAAUUGUAUGGCCGGGUCUUGGUUGGGGACUGCCCGUUUCGCCUGAAAACUAUUUUGAUGUGACCUGCUAGAUUAGUCUAGGAUACCUAAAGGGGGGAAAAUUCCAUACUGAUGAUGUUGCC